This is a messenger RNA of Fusarium sp. VM40, 1362 nucleotides long. The record is from the annotation of a GenBank genome assembly. NCBI's taxonomy places the organism in Eukaryota, Fungi, Ascomycota, Sordariomycetes, Hypocreales, Nectriaceae.
AUGGGCCUUUUGCCACUCACUUACACGCGUCCCAAGCAUGUGGACCAGCAGUCAUCCCGUAACAGCGUCGCCAGCUCGGACAGGAACUCGUUCUCUGAUGCGGAAAAGACUGAUGGCUCGAUCAAGUCUGGCUCCUCUGGUUACUCAUCGAGUAUACCGGACUCGUUGACCUUUGAUAAGAUUAUCAACGGCGGUACAUGUCCGCCCAUGACUGUUCGCGACUUCAUGUCGUAUCUGAUCUAUGUGGAGCAUGCAGCCGAGAACCUCCAGUUCUACCUGUGGUAUCAAGAUUAUGAGAAGCGCUUCUAUACAAAUCCCAACACUGACAUGGCUCUUGCUCCUGAAUGGACAAAGACCAUGCAGGAUGAGACUGUCAUCAAGAUCAGAAAGGAGCAAGCCGAGAAAAUGCGCAAAGAGCCUCAGGCGGCGGCAAUGUUCAAGGGCAGCGACUUUGAGAAGAAGGCCACUGGACAAGACAGAAGCAUGAGCAACACUAUCGAUCCAUUCGCCACACCUCCCCAGAGCAGCAAAGGAGAUAAAGCAUCGAUAUUCUCAGCACCCUCUACGAUGAACUCGCUCAACGCCAUGAGUUACCAAAGCCAAGCAUCGGAGGCAUUUCAGGGAGCUGGCGCACAACAGCCUUUUACUGUUCAGCCAUUCAGAGAAGAGAUCAACAGAGUGAUUGUAACAUACAUCAUGGACGGCGCUCCCAGACAACUGAAUCUCUCGUCGUCUGAGCAAAAGACAGUAAUCGUAGCACUCUCCAGGACAACCCACCCAAGUGCUUUCCGCAGCGUCUUCAAGACAGUCGACUCCAGUCUUCGGCACCAGGCUCACCCCAAUUUUGUCCGAUGGUCGAUAUGCAACGGUAACCCUGCCCGUGUGUUCUUCGCUCGCGCACUGGGAGUUGGCCUCAUUGCCGCCGGCAUCGUUGUUGCCCUGAUCAUCACUCUGAGCAGCGCUGGACGAGGAUACCGGGCCUUGGCAGCCAUCGCUCUUGUUCUUGGUAUCAGCACGCUCAUCGCAGCCUACAAGGGCAUGUGCGUUGUUCUGCACGGAAUGCACCACCGCCACGUAAGGCCGUGGGAGUUGUUCGUGGACAGCGAGAACAUGGACGACACACCCAAGCGAAGUUUUGAAUCCUUCGGCUCCAAGAACAGCUACGAGGACGAGCCAUGGGUUGUCAAGUACGAGAAGCGCAACGUCGUCCGCAAGGUGUUUGACCGCGAAGUCUGGAUCCAGGAGCCAGCUCUGCGACAGAUCCAAGACACCAUUUUUGUGCAGGCGAUACUCGCUUCAGUUAUCAUGGGCGGUAUCAUUACGGCAAUCUUUGUUGCCGUCCCUGGCGGUGACCUCUUUUAA